AUGAAACGGCUGUUGAACAUUGGGCGUGCUCAGCCUCCCGAGGACCCUCAGAAGUGGGUCCCCAUUCUUGGAGAGCUACAGAAGACCCUCCAGAAGGGCGAGUACCUGCCCCUUCGCCCGCUGCCCAUGUUCGAGAGUAACUUUGUCCAGGUGACCAAUCAUGGGGCUCCUGCGUUCGUGCACCACAGAACCAACAAGCUGACUAUGGCUGUCGCGGCCUCCUUGCCUGGCCUAGUGAUGCCUGACAUUCUGUUACUUGCUCAGCCCCCCGAGGACAGGGACUGCGAAAAUCUCAACCUCACCAGGAUGAUCCCGCUAGACCUUGCCCACCUCUAUGUCCACGAUCUGCCCAGCUGGCGCCUGAAGCUGAGGCUGAUCACUGGCCGCUACUAUUACCUGGAACUGGAUGCCCCUGACCAUGAGCUGGCCUUUCUGUUUGACCGCUGGAUUCGCCUCAUCAACCUGCUUCACCAGCCUACCUUAUCCUGGGCACCCAGGACCAUGGACACGCCCCCCCUGGACACACCCCUAGACGGAGCACCAGCCUCCACCUGGUGCCUUCAGGCCCAGCCUCCAGCCGGAUUAACAGUUCAAGUUACAGAGCGCACCUUUCCUUAUAAAAUAUUCUCUUCUCAAAAACAAAGAAAGGCCAAGGUGAGGCAGCCAGUGUGUAUGGUCAAGCACACCCUCAGGUCUCAGGCUGUCGGGGACUCUGUGCCUCUCAUCUGGUCACAGCUGGAACCUCUUGAGGAUCAGAUGAAAGUUGCAGAAAAGAAGUCCUGCCUAGAUCCCUGUGCUGACAGCUCCGACACAGUGAUCCAGGUUUCUGACAAGGACAGCAUCACCAUCCGAACCAUCUUCAGCAUCAUCUCUGGCACGUUGCACCAGGAACACAGAUCUGAUUCUGAGGAUACCAUGGGCCGGGGAGGUCUAAUUGAGACACCCACACAGUGUAUCUCUCACAAAAACGCUGAUUUGCCUUUCAUGGACUCCUGUGACAUGGACACCUUCAUGUGGUCCAGAGACCUUGAAGACCUCAUAGACACCGAAUCCACCAGUCUGUCUUCCUCCUUGCACACGUAUACUUACCCUCCUGCCUUCUAUGUGAUUCCACCUGGCCCCUCCUGCCCAAAGUCCAAAGACAAGGCCAGGCCCAUAGGCUCAACAAAAUAUCUGGGGACACUGUCCUGCAAGAAGGCUCCAUCUGCCCCAGCCACAACACGGAAAACACCAUUCAUUUUGGACAAGUCUACUAAGGUACAGGCUGAGCCUGCUCCAGCUCGGAAGGUCCCAGAUGCACUACGGUCAACCCAGAAGUCUUCAGCCCCACCCUGCCUCUCCCAUAAGGCUCCACCUUCUAUUCCCCAGAAGGUCCCACCUGUUCCUGGACCCCCCCCGAAGGCCCCAGUUCUAAUUGUCUCACCCAAUAAAAAUUUAUCCCCAAUUCAGAAGCUUCCACAAGCACCUGCAAGUUCCCAGAAAGCCAUGCCCCCAAAGAAGGACUGUCUAUCACUAAAUGCCCAAUUUCAGAAGGCUCCAACUGCCCAAUUGCAGAACGUUCUCAACACACAGGCCAAGGCCCCUGUGGAUCCUACCAUGCUACUGGUAGGAGACAUGCUUCAAGAAAAGCCCAAAGGGAAACAGGAACCAGUGAUGUUCGUGGAAGGGCAGAAGACAAAAGUGGUAGACAUGAGGGCUCAGACCAUGUCCUCGCGUCUGUCCUCUACCACUAACAAAAAGAAAUCCAAGGAAAUCUUGAUUAGCAAAAUGCAGGAGGUCACUCUGGAGGCCUUGAAGGGCAGGGAGAAGUCGGAAGACAGGGCCCACAAGAUGGAAGAGGAAACAGCUGUGAACUUGCCUGAUCUGAAGCCCAAGGAGAUAGAGAUGCAGGAGAAAUGGGUCUUGGCUGAGGAGGUAGGUCUUGAGGGCCCCCGCACAGAGGACAACAGGCCCUUCUCUGUGGAGGGGCUCACCCUUGCCAAGAUGAUGAUCAUAGCCAACUCCAAACACCAAUACCUGAAGCCAGCUACUGUGUCUCUGCCCUCCUGGUUCUCUAUGACUUCCAGAGGAUCUGCCAUGUCUGUGUUGGCCAAUUUGCCCCUUAACAUCAGCCAGAUGCACUUGACAGAGGCUACACAAGUAGUGCUCAAGGAACAAUCAGAGUCCAGUGCUAAUGUGAAGGAGGAGAACACACAGCCCCAGAUGAAGGGGAAGCCAGGUGAAGACUCGCUGAGCACUUCCAAGGAACCCACAACUGAGUUGUCAACGACUUCCAUAUCCGUCUUACGGAAGACACCUGAAAUGUCUACGCUUCCCAUUACCAUGACUAGCCCAAGUUCGGAGGACAUGUCACAGCCAAUAACAUCCUACACAACAUUCUCCACCUCUGUGACAGAGACCUUAGACAAGAAGUCCCAAAGGCCUGGAGUAAAAUACCACGAACUCAAGAAGGCACAAACACAAGAGCAUCCUCUGGCUGUGAAAGGGUCAACCUUAGAAAGUCUUUUUCCCACUGUCUUGGAAAAGGAGAAUAAGAGAAAAACACCCAGGAAGGCUGAGGAGCUAUAG
Messenger RNA from Meriones unguiculatus (Mongolian gerbil), 2568 nucleotides. RefSeq names its product golgi associated RAB2 interactor family member 5B (gene Garin5b). Gene Ontology annotation, cellular component: nucleus. The record is from RefSeq and is a predicted model, not a curated record. Bases 1 to 2568 code for a protein of 855 amino acids. Lineage: Eukaryota; Metazoa; Chordata; Mammalia; Rodentia; Muridae. The transcript has 9 exons.